CGCUCUCUCCUCUCUCUCUUCUUCCACUGGUGCAGUCUGUGUCCCGUCUUCGUUGUUACUGACGAUACUCUCCCUCUCUCUCCUGCAGUACGCCCAGGAGACUCAGCACGAGAAGAUCCUCCGCGGGCUGGCCGUGGGCCUGGCCCUCACCAUGUACGGCCGGCUGGAGGAGGCGGACCCGCUGGUGUCGUCGCUGUGCCAGGACAAGGACCCCAUCCUGCGCCGCUCGGGCAUGUACACCAUCGCCAUGGCCUACUGCGGCACGGGCAACAACCAGGCCAUCCGCCGCCUGCUGCACUUCGCCGUCAGCGACGUCAACGACGACGUGCGACGGGCUGCCGUCAUCGGCCUGGGCUUCCUGCUCUUCAGGUGAGUGUAACUUGCACCCCGG
This is a messenger RNA of Frankliniella occidentalis (western flower thrips), 391 nucleotides long. RefSeq names its product 26S proteasome non-ATPase regulatory subunit 1-like. Gene Ontology annotation, biological process: proteasome-mediated ubiquitin-dependent protein catabolic process. The record is from RefSeq and is a predicted model, not a curated record. Gene Ontology annotation, cellular component: nucleus; proteasome storage granule; proteasome regulatory particle, base subcomplex. The transcript has a single exon. NCBI's taxonomy places the organism in Eukaryota, Metazoa, Arthropoda, Insecta, Thysanoptera, Thripidae. The annotation marks the transcript as partial.